UCUGCAGUGCGUUAGGUCUGUCCGCCUGUCAGUCAGUGAAGGGGUUAAACUGGGAGUUCUGCAGCAGUCUCUCCUUUCUGUCCACGGCGUUUAGCGGAAAACAUCUGACUCCUGCUCCGUUUUCCGACGCUCUGUUUGGCUUCUACUCAUUUUUUUGUUUUGUUGCGCCGGAGCUGCGGAGGAGUCAUCGCCGGGGAUCAGAAAGCAGAGUUUCUACAUCUUUUAACUGCGCGCUUUCUCCCCCCCCACCCCCCAAAAACACAGAGUAAGGUUCAAGUGUCGCCUGUAAAAAGCCAUGAUGAUGACCUGAAGCUGGGAGCUGCUCUUCAGCCUUGAAACUGACCUCAAAUCAGUUUUGUUUUUCCAGAUUAACUCCCCUGUCCUCCAGCUCCAGGGACUCUGCCAAAUACAACCAACAAGAAAAGCAUGUGUGGGUGUUAGGAGUCAUCUGUUCGGUUGACCUCGCUGACCCCUGAACACGGAGCUGCCGUCUGCUUUACGCCCAGCCCCCCUUUCCCCUGGCCGUUCAACUGAGGCUCCCUCCACACCAUGUCUGCAGAGGUGGAGAACAGCGCGCCCGUCCCUCCUGCUGAUCCCAGCGUCGCGUCCCCGACCACAGCCUCCAACAGCCCCCCCACCUCCCCCGCCACAUCCAAGGUCCCAUUCAGGAAAGAGAAGAAGAAGGUUUCAGAGAAGACAGAUGAGUACCUGGUGGGCAGGUUUCAAGGGGACGGCGUGAGGUACAAGGCCAAGCUGAUUGGCGUCGAUGAUGUCCAAGAGGCCAGAGGAGACAAGAUGUGCCAGGACUCCAUGAUGAAACUCAAGGGUAUGGCCGUAGCUGCUCGGUCCCAAGGCAAACACAAACAGAGGAUCUGGAUCAACAUUUCCUUGUCGGGCAUCAAGAUCAUCGAUGAGAGAUCGGGGGUGAUUGAACAUGAGCACGUGGUGAACAAGAUCUCCUUCAUCGCCCGAGACGUGACAGACAACAGGGCGUUUGGUUACGUGUGCGGAGCAGAAGGGCAGCAUCAGUUCUUUGCCAUAAAGACCGCACAACAGGCAGAGCCGCUGGUGGUUGACCUGAAAGAUCUGUUCCAUGUCAUCUUCAACAUGAGGAAGAAGGAGGCAGAGGCCUCGCAGAAGGGUGAAAAUGGCAGCGCUGUAGUUGAGAAUGGAAGCGACGCCUCGCUAAGUGUGGACAAAGCAAAAGCUGCCCAACCAGUGGAGCAGCUCGACCUUUUUGGAGACAUGUCGACCCCUCCAGACAUCCAGGCUCCAAAUGACUCUAAUGAUAUUCUCUUGCUGGACUUCUCUGCUGAAGUUGACAGCAAUCAGAAUUGCAUAAAGGGAAACUCCUUUGUAACUUCCUGUGCCCCCGACCGUCGGGCAUCUCCCCAGACAGAGAAUCCCUUUUCCUCCACAUUUGGCUACUUUCCAACCCCCGACACUGACCCUUUCAGAGAUGACCCCCUUUCUAAAUCACCCACUCGGUCGGCAUCCGAUAAUCCACACAUCUCCCUCACCACCACUAAUCACCUAAACAGCACUGCUGGCAACGCUAGUAAUACAAUUACCAAUGGUGGUUUGAAGGGAGACUCUGAACACCUCAGUCAGCAGAUAAAUGGGUUAUCCAGUAAGACCAUGAUCCUCGCUCUCAGUAACGGACAGUGGCCACUGGGGGGCAAAAUAUCUCAGGGCAACACGAUUACCAUGAUGGACGGGAAUGACUCUGGACUGGCUCUGUCAAACAAAAACCCAUUUUUUGACUCAUCUUUGCAAACUGCCCCUUCCUCUAACGGCAUAACUCUGCCCCCGCAACCCCCGGUGACGAUUAGCAAGGAUUCAGUAGUCAUAAAUCCGCCUCCACAGAGCUCUAAGGCUGGACGAGGUCGACGGAGUGCAAAGUCCACAGCUAGUGACCUGUUUGGAGCAGACCUGUUUGCUGCUCCUGCUCCCUCUGAAGCGUCACCUGCUUCAGCUGACCUUUUCAACAGUACACCUGCCAGCUCCACUCCAUCCUCCAUAGCUGCUCUUGGGAAUCUUCAGUUGGGUCCUCCAGCUACCACAUGUAUCCCUGCUGCAGGCAUGUGGGGAGCCGCCACCACUGCACCCUCCAUGUUCGCCAUGCCGGGAAUGAGCGCUCCAGUCCCAAGGCAUCCCAGCUUCCCGCAGCCAUCUGCCUUUGGUGGUCUACCAAUACCACCCACAGCCUGGGGCCAGUUUCCACCUCACAUUGCUCCACCUUUAUCCCCACCCCACAUCUUUCCUGCACCUCCAGCUGCUGGGCCAGCAGGAGCCAUGACCAAUCCUUUCCUGUCGGGUGCAUUCCCUGCGAUGGGUGACCAGCAAGGCCCGGCACGCCCUCCUCCAAGGCCACCGGCUAAGGAAGUAAGGGUAGAAAACAGUGCCUUCACAGCUUUGGACCCCCUCGGAGAUAAAGAGAAGAAGACUGGAAAGGACAUGUUCAAGGACUUCCAGAUUGCCAAACCCCCUGCCAUCCCGGCGAGGAAAGGGGAGUCCAACGCCGCUCCAGCCGCCAACAACAACGUGGCAUUCGAUCAGUACUUUUCCAGUAAAGUGGGCUUGGCUCAGGAUACCGCAGAUCAUGACGACUUUGAAAUCAAGCAAAUGCCACCAGUUGUUAAUGAUAUUCCUAAACCAGCUCCUGCUACAGCUGCAGCACCAGCCUUCUCCUCUACUCCCGCUGCAAACAGUCAAGACAUGUUUGAUGACGCAUUUGGAGCCCCAAAUUCCAGUCCGUUUGGAGCACCACCUGUAGCUAUGCAGACGGCUACAGCUGGUCAGACUGCUGGUUCAACGGCUGCUUUUGGGGAUCCAUUUGGAAAUCCCUUUGCUUGACCAUAACUUUGUGUAUAAUUGAAAUGGUGAAAAUGGAGACCCUCACAUCAAAUAACAUCUUUGGGACGAGCCGCGCAAGACAAUCCAAAAUGAUGAACUCUUCUUACUCUCGUCCCUGACCCGUCCUUCUUUUGUUGUUGUUGUUGUCUUUUUUUUCUGUCCAAUCAGUAGUUCCCUUAUUGCUAAAGACCACUGAUCUAAGAAGUAAAUGUUUUGUCAUGAUCUGCUGAAGAACGAAAUGUGGUGUGUGUGGGAGAACGGGCAUGUCCAAAGAGGUUCACUGCUGAUGCUGUCUGUGUUUAAAGAAAUAAAAUAAUUCAAUCAUAACA
Molecule: messenger RNA, 3185 nt
Organism: Acanthopagrus latus (yellowfin seabream)
Lineage: Eukaryota; Metazoa; Chordata; Actinopteri; Spariformes; Sparidae
Product: disabled homolog 2-like
Exons: 17
Coding region: 550-2856 (768 amino acids)
Biological process (GO): receptor-mediated endocytosis; negative regulation of canonical Wnt signaling pathway; positive regulation of endocytosis
Cellular component (GO): plasma membrane
Source: RefSeq, a predicted model, not a curated record